Paramecium sonneborni is the source of this 183-nucleotide messenger RNA. The record is from the annotation of a GenBank genome assembly. NCBI's taxonomy places the organism in Eukaryota, Ciliophora, Oligohymenophorea, Peniculida, Parameciidae.
AUGGGCUGCUCUAUAAGAAAAUCGAAACCAAAACAAAGGGAUGAUAUAGAUUAAAUAGAACAAUUGAUAUAAUCAGAUUGUUUAGGUAUGGAGUAAAAUUUUGUCCUUGUAAAAAAUCCAAUUGUAAUGAGAAGAAAUUAUAGCAAAGAAAUACAAAAAUUAUCAGAUUCAAAACAUAUAUGA